AUGACCAUCAAAAACUUGUCAAUUGAAUAUGAUGCCAUCAACAGCCAAAACACCUUCACAAAUGGAGAUACCAUCAAUGGAAGAAUCAUCUUAGAGGUUUCUAAGGAAGUCAAAGUCCAAUCGCUUGUUUUUUUAGCAAAAGGAAAAGCUAAUGUCUGCUGGACUGAACAUUACGGACAAUAUAAUUUUUAUGUGUACCACUCUAAGGAAAAAUAUUAUGAUGUCAAACAUCAUAUCUUGAGAGAGGCAAGACAAGAUGGCACUGAGGUCAUUGGUAAAGGAAGACAUGUAUUUCCUUUUUCCUACAAGAUUCCUAACAGAAAAAUCCCAUCAUCUUUCAAAUCCUGCGUGGGCAAAAUUGUUCACAAGCUGAAGGCAGAACUUAAACAAUCAAUGAAGGUGACAAAAACCGCCAAAACCCACUUCACAUUCGUGUCCAAAGCAGACAUGGAUAUUCCCGGACUUAUGGAACCUCAGUAUGGCUGCAAGGAUAAAACUGUCAAAGCUUUUGGCUCUGGAAACAUUUCCAUGGAUGUUCACACCAAGCGAAUGGGCUACAUACAAGGUGAGGCUCUUAAAGUCACAGUUGAAGUCAACAACCGCUCGACUCGUUCGGUGAAGCCCAAAUUCAUACUGUACGAGAAGAAGAGUUACUUCGCCAUGGGUCGCAGGAAAGUUUCCACUAAUGAGAUCCUUAAGGAGAAGAUUGAGGCCAUUGCACCCUCUGGGAAUGAGACUGUGACCAAGGUGAUCACAAUCCCCAGGGAACUGCCUGCUUCCAUCUUGAACUGCUCCAUCAUCAAGCUGGAGUACAGGCUGAAGAUCAAUCUCAACAUCAAAUAUGCUUCAAACCCAGAGAUCAAACUCCCUAUAGUCGUCCUCCCUGAGGUUCUUCCUAUGAAACAACAACCUGCUGCAGACUUCUGUGGCUUUGAGGCAUUUGAGAAGCCGUCCCAAGGAGCCUCUGGCAUGGCACCUCCACCACAAGCAUCAGCUCUGGAUCCUCCACCUCCCUAUGAAGCAUAUGGAAUGUACCCUUCUAACUAUGCAGAUGAGAUGUGA
This is a messenger RNA of Centropristis striata (black sea bass), 1062 nucleotides long. RefSeq names its product arrestin domain-containing protein 3-like. The coding region runs from base 1 to 1062 and encodes 353 amino acids. Gene Ontology annotation, cellular component: cytoplasm; plasma membrane. The transcript is spliced from 6 exons. The record is from RefSeq and is a predicted model, not a curated record. Lineage: Eukaryota; Metazoa; Chordata; Actinopteri; Perciformes; Serranidae. Gene Ontology annotation, biological process: protein transport.